Messenger RNA from Columba livia (rock pigeon), 4339 nucleotides. It is a transcript of the gene SPATA1, whose product is annotated as spermatogenesis associated 1. The coding region runs from base 942 to 2633 and encodes 563 amino acids. The transcript is spliced from 14 exons. NCBI's taxonomy places the organism in Eukaryota, Metazoa, Chordata, Aves, Columbiformes, Columbidae. The record is from RefSeq and is a predicted model, not a curated record.
CUGUAACCUGCAGUGUCUUUGGUUGCGACUAACUGUGGAGAAGUGACGGGAUGUUCUAGUCAGGGCAUUCGUGAGAGCUCAGUGCGGUGUAAUUGUGUGGAGACGAGUAAGGACACAGGCUCUUUUAAGUGGGCGCUUCCCACUGACACGAGGAGUCUGAGUUCCACGCACGGAGCCAGGGCGAGACCUGAAGGUGACCCGACCUGUCCGGUCACUUGUGCUCAGGGACAGGUGCAUGAGCAGCAGCAGGGGUGCAGAACAGCAGGGUGGACGUCAGGAGGUUUGUAACCUCUGAGGUGCUGGAAGAGCCUUCCAAAUGAGAGCACUGAGAAAAAACAAGGUUGGAACAGAACUGCGGUUUAUAGUUUAUGAAAGGAUUUUUGUGGCAUGGUUGCCUAGCACAGUCGGGUUUUUCUGGAAUACUGUGUUUGGCCAGAGCAAUGUACCGUGCCGCUGGCUUGGCUGCAGUUCACAAUAAUCGUCCCUUUAACAGAGAUACACCCAGACCCUGCAAGAAUCCCAUUUUGUGGGGAUUUAGGUCUGUCUUUCGGAAAGCAGUACUAUUGCAUAGAAAAUUAUAUGCAACUGAAGUAUAUUCAUGAAAAGGGAGAAAAUGCGAAGAGGAAAUACUCCAGGGCAGAUCUCUCAGAGCUUCAGGGCUGUGAUUUAGCAAUUCCCGCAGUUACUUAGGUAAUACUUGUGUAGAAGGUGUGGCUGAGUCUGUUUGUCUGCAGUUAGCUGGAAGCUUUCUGCCUCAGCACAGAAACAACUUUUCCAUUUCAUACAUGGAAAGAAGAACAGUAAAUGAAAAUAAAGGAUAUUAAUGGGGUAACUUCUCUUGUAGCAGAUUGUCAUGAACUUCAUUCUUAAAGAAAAUUUUGAUCAAAAAGAAAAUUAGAAAGCCCACCUGGCAUUUGAUGUGAUCACGUACAGGGAACAACAUGUCGUUCAGUCAAACGAGACCUCGAACACCACAGUUGGUGGAGCUACAUGUUUUUUAUGUCCCAGAAGAAGUGUGGAACUUCCAGCUGAAUACAGUUCCUGUAGCUCUUAGUAGCAAAUUCAUCUCAGCUGGAUUUAUAAGGGUGUCUCCUCACAUCACGUUAAGAGUGCUGCGGGAGAAGCUUGGAGAAUACCUGGGUGGAGCUGCCGUUGUGGAUAAAUUCAAAUUUUUGAAAUGCAUCGGGAAAAAACUAGCAGUGGUGAAAGCAAAGCAAGAAACAGAGCUGGAACUGAAGUCAUUUGCUCCUCCUUAUGCACUUUAUCCUGAAUUAUAUUUAUUACCUGGAGUGGAAUACUUUGAAGAUAUUUAUCCAUUAUCAUCAUCAACUCAACAAAGACAUCACUAUAAUGCAAAAGCUAAUAGGUUUGGUCAUGGAUCAAGAUUGCCCAGUCUAACCCAGCAAAAACCUGAAAAAAGCAAACAGUUUUUAGAAAGCAUACAAAGCAGUUCUCAGCUAGAAAAUCAGGAAGGGCACAGUCCUGUAGAAUGGGGCGAGAGAGAACCUGUUCCAGUUUUGCACACAAAACAUGAGCAAGAUCAUAACAACAGGAUUCAAGAAAAACAGAUAGAGUUUAGAGAAAAAGAUCAAAGUGGAUCUCUCUUCACAGCAAGUAAUUCAAAUCCCGCAGACUGGGAGUCUGGAAAGAGUGAUAUGGUGUUACAGAGCCCUCAGCAAAGCCAUCUCAGACAGGAUCCAAAAGAGCAUCCCGCUCCUAAGCAGAGUGACAAAGCUAAAGGAAACACUCUUACUCUUCAUGUAAACCACAGUGCUGAGCAAGGACAGAAUAUCCAAACACCCCAAAAUCACAUUAAAUAUCAAAACGAAAUAAUGAACAUGGAAAUUAAUGACCACCAAAAAGAUACCAAACUAAGAAGAGGCAGAACAGAGGAUGCUGGAAUUCUUGAUAUAAUGGAAGACCAAACCACAGAAUAUGUAUACAAACAACAAAGCUUGCAGCAAUACAGAACUAGCAAGUGUAUAGCUGAUCCUGGUGAAAAACUGGAUAAUCAGGCAGAUGAAAACAAGCAAAAUCAUCUUCUUUGUCCAAAAGAAUAUAUUUCACCUCCCAGCCCACCUUUUCUGUCACUUUCUGUGAAUCCAACUCAAGUUCCUUCAAUUCAGGCAGCAAAAAACAAGAUGUUAGAACAAUUGCAAGAAAUGAAGAAAGACAGAAGGCACAUGGAGAAAACUAGAGAAGAACUGAUCAAGAAGGCGAAAGGGCUACUGGAACAAAAUAAGCUGAGGAGAUACCACGUUCGUGAGGAAUGGAAAAAGAAGUACUUUGAGACUAAGAAAGCUACAGUUUCACUGGAGGAGGCUUUAAACAGACUGCGCCAAGAUGUAGAGCUUUACCACCAGAAAUUACUCUUGCGAUUGGAAGCCAGAGAUAGCCGAAAACGAACAAACAAUAUAACAAACUCCAAGAAUUAUAAUAUCAUCCAGAUUACUACAGUGCAACAUGAACUUGAUCAACUGAGGAGGAAGCUGGAUGAUACAAAAAUGAAACUCGUAAUAGAAAUUAAGAUGAGAAAGCAGGCAGCAUCUGAUUUACGAGCACUGAGAGCAGAACUGACACAGAAGAAGAUCCAUGCAGCUUUAACUCUCCAGUCCAGAGAAUCAGGAAUUUAAGAGCAUGACAUGACUUCAGCAUCAGUAAAAUCUACAGAAGAUCAGAUUUCUGUUGAAGAUCCCCCGAUUUUCCAAGGGAAUUUCUUUCCUUAUGGGAGAGCAGUCGGCUUCACUGUCAUAUCAAGCAAUCAGACACUCCUAUGAAGUCUCCUCAGGAGCCACAGCGGUAGUGCUGUUAUUCUACGGUGUUUUCCCAGCAACCAUUUCACAAGGGAAAAAGACCAACCAAUCAACCAAACCUGCAACUGAGUACUUAUAUCCAAUUAAAUAAAUUGUUUAAUUGAUGGAGUCACUUAAGCAGGGCACAGUUGCACUUUAAUCUGGUUGUGAAACAUGCCUGAGCAACAGAGAAGCAGUGUGGGCUGUAAGCUGUAGAACAAAUAAUGCAUAAACAGACAAUACCGUUUACCAACCUUAGUGAAGAUGAUAGCAUUUUAUUUAACAAAAGAUAUCCUGUAAAGACCAGUAAAUCUUUCCAUCGCUACAGAUACUUUAAAAAGAAGUUAUGCAUUUUCUCUAGGCAAAUGAUUUUCUAAAAAAUAUGAACUAGAAAGAAAAUACAACCUCAUAUUAUCUCGGAGGGAACACCACAUAAAACCAAACAACAGGCUACUGAACAAGUCUUAAAGUGUGUGUUCAUUAAAUAAGCUUCUGAGUUCAAGUUUUCAGGAAGUACAGAAAUUUGAAAUGGAAGAAAACAUCAUCCACGUCCUCUCCAUAGUGAUGUUCCCUCUUCCAGAUAAGGUCUAAGAUUUUGGGCUUUGGAAACUAAGGAAUUUAGGUGAUACAAAAACAUGGUGAAACUGGACUUUAUUGAAUAAUCCUUUCUAACAAGUCUGAUAAAAAUCUUAAUGGCAACUACUUCAUGUUACAUAAUUUCUUCAGUCUAUAAAACAUUUCAAUCUCUAGAAGGGUAACCAAGUACAAGCACAAGUUUCACCAGGUUGCAAGUAACCAACAAUCUGCACCAGCAGCCUUAGCAAAGGAUCAUUGUGAGACUGCCCCUGUAAAUCUCCACUUGGACUUGUUACCAGACACACUCUGGCUUCAAGCUUUAACCAGCUUCUAGUAGUUGUGAAAAACAAAAAUCAUGCGCAGUUUUUUAAAGAAAAUGCUGCUACAGCAACACUGGAACUUUUUGUAGAAUGAGAAUAUGGCUUUGCAUACAAAACAAUAAAAUGGAUUUGGCUAGUUCUCAAAGCUUUUGUAUUCAUGGCAUAUUUAUAUAAACUUAAAAUCUUUGAUAAUAUAAGCCAUAAUAAAAAAUUACUGAUUUUCAUCAUUCUAAAUCAAGGGUUCACAUAGUUCUUAUGGUAUCAGGGCUUGCCACAUUGCUUCAGUUUGUUGUUCUGCUACAGCUUCCCUGGAAUAGUCAAGACUAUUUCCAUUCCACAUGCCAAUGCCCCUUAAACCUCGAUUUUUCACAUACGCUGCUUUUAGAGAGAUGCUGCGAGGGUCAUCAUACCAUACUUGGUGGAAGUGACCAAGAGAAUCCUAGAAAAGCAUUUAAACACUAGUGUCAGUAUCUACCUAUCUACGUAAACAUGAUACAUUAAAGUUCAUUGAGUUUUGAUUACCUUUUCUGUUGAAUGCAGUGAAAAGUACAAUUAAAACUGAGAUAUACAAGCUAUGCAGAUUUACAAAAUUAUGUUUUCCUGAUUUACAAAUUAUUUUUUACACUGGACAAUUAAAAAUUUUAAGUCAAA